Messenger RNA from Uncinocarpus reesii 1704, 2010 nucleotides. RefSeq lists its product as uncharacterized. The transcript has a single exon. The record is from RefSeq and is a predicted model, not a curated record. NCBI's taxonomy places the organism in Eukaryota, Fungi, Ascomycota, Eurotiomycetes, Onygenales, Onygenaceae. The coding region runs from base 1 to 2010 and encodes 669 amino acids.
AUGCAUAACAAGUCGCCUGGACUGUCCCGCACUUUGCCAAAGGACUUUAUGUUCCAUGCUUUCGAUGAGCCUCGAACACCUGCAAGGGCCCCCAAAGAGCUAGAGGUUCCCCCACCACCGCACCAUUCUUCCUACCGUCUUCGAAGGCCUCGUUUAGAUAUCCUUUCAAACCUCGAGCAUAACACGAUGCCAUUUUGUUCUCCAGACGUGGCUUUGCCUUCGAUAGAGUUCUCACAAGAGGCGGAUUCAUCGUCGGACCCAUUGAAUUCAAACUUACCUGGACAUACGUCCCGUGGUCACCUUGAAGUGCCACCGCGACAAAGAUGCGACCCAAAGACACCUGAAGCGCAAGUGCGAGGUGACAUUGUUGAAGAAAGCCGCAGCUGGAGGGAGGAGACUAUUGCAUCGCGGUCGGACCCCAUUCCACGACCGUCCUCAGCUUGCUCGAACAUUUCGGAUUCAUCAGUAUCUUCACAUGGAUCGUUUGGCUCGCAUCCUUCGUUUGGCGGCAGUUGUACCAGUCCCGAAAGCGAGAUCCAGGAUCCCUUCCUAGCGCACUCAUUUCCUGAGCAGAAACAAGCUUUCGAGUCUCCCUGUAAGCCAACAGCGACCCGGGGCCUUUCUCUUCAGUUGCCUAGGGGCUCUCGAUGGACCUCUGAAAUGGAUAAUCAUCUAUGGAAUACCUAUCAAAUAUACCUUCAGGAUCCAACCAUAACCCCUUUUAAGACCGUGCCCGGCAGUGUUCCUCCGCUUGGUGUAUCCCAUCGUGUCGCCAGGGAAGCGCGCAAGACGUGGCCAAGAGUGAAGCAUAAUCUCGCAAAGAGACAAGGCCGGAAUAUGUCGCAGAAAACUGCUUCGGACGUUGAACAAGCCGCUGAAGAAAGGAGCGGAAGCUGCACCCCUACAGCCGGAGUGGUUGAUUCUACGCCGCUUUGGCCCCGUUCCAAUGCCUCGACACGGAAAAGAUUGAAGCAGCUAUGCCGAAGGAGAUAUUCCAUCGCACCCCACUACCAAAGGCUAUUACAGUCCCGGAGCCCUUCCCCGUUUCCAGAACCUUUCAUCCGCUCUUCAAAUUCAUGGUAUGGAACAGGCUCAUCAGAAGCCGGGUCGAACCCCUUUGCUCGUGAUCUUGGUGUUUCCCUUGUUGCAACAUCUCUACCCGCUUGCAUUUCUGAAGCCACCAUUGAGAAUAGCAAUAUGAAUACCGACCAAGCGAACUGGUUCAAUAAUGUGGCGGAGCAUCAACCUUUAGCAACCGCAUCGCAAUCUCAGUAUUUCGCGCACCAUAGCAAUCUAGCCGCCGAGAAUCCAGUCGCCAUCCCUCGUCUUGGUUCACCUUUUAUGUAUCAUACUUGGGGCCCUGAAAGUUCUCGUCGUAUGCGUCCAGCAACGCCUGCAAAUAUCCCUGAAACUGUUCAUGGCACUGGUCCACGACUGCGAUCCUCCAUCCCACCCGAAAUGCUUACCAACGCUCAUAAAAGACGGGCAAUGAAUCAAUUAGAAGAUGAAAUCAGUCCGGACAGGAACGCAUUCCCUGACAUCCUCCAAGAGCCAUUACAGGACGGGAAAAAGAACCCUAAUUAUCGACGAGUUCGAUUGCGGAAUCGCGGAGCAACUACUAGUGGGCUAAGCUCUCGAGAGCGAUUAAAUCAAUUGUUCACUCCACCGUCAUUAUUUGGAUCUAAUGAGGGCAGUACCAAUGGCCCCCAAUCCAGCUCUUCCGUAGCUGAGCCACCAAAAGAGGAAAUUAAAAGGCUCGGCUCUCCUUUCAACUCGGAUCGUUGCUCGAACAGAUCUUUACAACCACGUCACGCACCUUCGCGCUCGGAACCAUUCAUCCUGACCAAACCUCUCCGGGAUAGAGCUUCUAGCCUCCAGAGUGCCCAGCCGCUUUAUUUUGCGCAUGAGAGAACCGUGAUGCCUCCUCAUCCCACGUCUGAAGAUCUCUUGACCGAAACUAAACUUACGCCGACAUCCGAUCUAGACGUUCCUAAUCUUCGCGGCCGUUAA